AGGAAUGACUUUUCUUCCCCUUUUCCACUGAAAUACAAUUGAGUUCUUUUUGUAGGAGGGGAGGAAAGUCUUCACGUUUCUUUCCCCCCCAGGAUGUAGUGACUGUCGCCGCCGUCCCAGAUCGUGGCUGAACUAGGGAUUUGGUGAAAAGGCUUAAGGAUACAGAAGCACUGCUACAAACCCAGCUUGAAAAUGGAUCUGGAGAAGCCUUCUGUCUGGGGAUCAUUCAAGCAAAGGACAAAGCCUUUGUUACAAAACCUGAGCAUCAGAAGGACUAAGAAGACCUCAACCAAGUUGGUGGAGAAAAGGCAGAGGCACCCCUUGGACCGACGUCUUAGUUCUUCAGUGCCUGACAUACUCAGCGUAGAGACUGUUACGGAAGAAGAAACAAAUUAUUCACGUUCCAAAGCCUUGUCCAUUUACUUCCCGAGUGACUUUUUGGCAACAGAGACAUUCCUUCAGGACACUAGUGACUCUUCCUUGAAACCAUCUGGAGAGGAAUGGAGCUGGAGUCAGCAGGAAACUGUGCAUUUGGAAAUCAGAGCAGAUGACAUGGAGAAACCCAUCGUCUGCAACCCAGGUCCAGAAGCGAAGCGGAAAUCUAGCGACGAUUUCUUUGAACUGCUGCAAAGAAAUAGCUUCAGUAGUGACCUUGCAGAAGAUGCACUUGAGCGUUCUUACGGUGAUUCCAACCUCGACUUGUCAUGUUCUUCACAGAUGUUUGAUGACCAAUGUGCCCUGGAGGAAGGAAGCGAUUGCGUGAGUAAAUUGCCCAGCUCAUUUGCAUAUCUGUUAACGAUUCAUUUGAAAGAAGGCAGGAAUCUGGUCAUCAGGGAUCGCUGCGGUACAAGUGAUCCGUACGUGAAAUUUAAGAUGAAUGGCAAAACCCUCUACAAAAGCAAGGUUGUCUAUAAGAACUUGAAUCCUGUUUGGGAUGAAACAGUUAUACUUCCCAUCCAGACCCUGGAUCAGAAACUGCAUGUGAAGGUAUACGAUCGAGACUUAACCUCUUCUGACUUCAUGGGGGCAGCAGUUCUAGCGCUGGAUGAACUGGGGCUCAACAGGACUGUUGAGAAGACUCUGAAACUGGAUGAUCCAAACAGCUUGGAGGAUGACAUGGGUGUGAUUGUGUUGGAUCUGAAGCUUGUUGUGAAGCAGGGAGACUUUAAAAGAAAUAAGUGGGUGAACCGAAGAAAGCGCUCAGUAGCUAAGGCAAGCUUCAUGCGGACGUCGAGGACGGAGGAUUCCCUACAACAAAAAAACCAACUAUGGAAUGGAACGGUUACCAUUGCUUUACUGGAAGGGAAGAAUAUCCCUGCUGGGGGAAUGACACAGAUCUUUGUACUGUUAAAAAUGGGAGACCAGAAGUAUAAGAGCAAGACUCUGUGUAAGAGAGCAAAUCUACAGUGGAGGGAACAGUUUGAUUUUCACUACUUCUCUGACAGGAAGGAUGUGUUGGAGAUUGAAAUCUGGGGAAAGGAUAACAAAAAGCAUGAAGAAGUUUUGGGAACGUGCAAAGUAGAUGUUGCGGCACUUCCCGGUGAGCAAACCAGAUAUUUGGAAUUGCCCCUGGAGAAACAGCCCGGAUCGUUGUUGAUAGCAAUCUCAGUUGCACCUUGCCAUGGUGUUUCUGUCUCUGAUUUGUGCGUUUGUCCCCUUGGGGACCCCAGUGAAAGGAAACAAAUUUCCCAGCGUUAUUGUAUAAGGAACUCAUUCCAGAAGAUAAAAGACAUUGGGUUUUUGCAAGUGAAAAUUUUAAAAGCUGUCGAUCUGUUAGCUGCUGAUUUUUCAGGCAAAAGUGAUCCCUUCUGCCUUUUGGAGCUGGGAAACGACAGACUUCAGAGUUACACUGUUUAUAAAAACCUCAAUCCAGAGUGGAACCAGGUGUUUACUUUCCCUGUCAAAGACAUCCAUGAAGUUCUUGAAGUGACCGUGUUUGACGAAGAUGGAGAUAAACCACCUGAUUUCCUUGGGAAAGUUGCCAUCCCUUUACUGUCUAUUAGAAAUGGGCAGCAAAGUUGCUAUGCACUAAAGAAUAAAGAUCUGGAACUUCCUUCCAAAGGUGUGAUUUACUUGGAGCUGGAUGUCCUCUUUAAUCCUGUGAAAGCAAGCAUCAGAACCUUUUCUCCUCGUGAAAGACGGUUUCUGGAUGACAAUCGCAAGUUUUCAAAGAAGAUCUUAUCAAGAAAUGCUGAUCGUGUGAAAAGAAUCACCAUGGCACUAUGGAAUGCCAUACAGUUUCUUCAAAGCUGCUUUCGCUGGGAGUCCCCCGUAAGGAGUGUGAUAGCAUUUGUGGUUUUUGUCAUCACGGUUUGGCAUUUUGAGUUGUACAUGCUUCCCUUGGCUUUGUUGCUGCUCUUCGCUUACAACUUCUCCUUGAUCACCCCAGAGAAAGUCACCAACGUCCAAGACACUCAGGACUGCAUUGUUUUAGAGGAUGAUGACGAUGAUGAUGACAAGGAAUCUGAAAAAAAGAGCUUAAUAGAAAGGAUCCACAUGGUCCAAGACAUUGUUAUAACAGUUCAAACUGUUUUGGAGGAAAUAGCAUCGUUUGCAGAGAGGAUAAAAAACACAUUCAACUGGACGGUCCCUUUCCUCUCUGCCUUGGCUUGUUUAGUCCUUGGUGUGGCAAUGAUUGCUCUGUAUUACAUACCACUAAGGUACAUCAUUUUAAUCUGGGGCAUAAAUAAAUUUACUAAAAAGCUCAGGAACCCCUAUGCCAUUGACAAUAAUGAGCUCCUCGAUUUCCUCUCCAGGGUGCCGUCAGAUGUUCAAAGGGUGCAACACGCUGAAUUGAAACCAUACAGUGGUUCCAGUCCCAUUAGGAAGAAGCGGAGCGCUCUGUAGGAUGCAGGGCUUGGAAUGUGGCAUUCUCCCACAAAACACUCAUGCGCCCUGCGCAACUCCCAUCCCUUUUCAGAUCAGAUCGGAACAUCGUUCGCUGCCUCAUAUCCUGGAUGUUUUGUCUGGAAGACAUAUGUAGAAAUUCCCCUGCUCCAAAUUAACCCGAAACCUCUCCUUGUAUCUGGCUGGGUUUUUCUUUUUUGUCCUCUUGCGCACUGAUUUUACCUUCACUAAGAGAAUCCUGAAUGGUUUUCAACAUGUAUAUUGGAGUCAAAACUUCCUUUUGGUUGGGAUAACAGAAAGGAAAAAUCUUUUACUUUGUGCACCAGAUUGACACAACUGAUAUGAGGCAUUCUCAACGUUUUCAAGCAAAUAAACAUACCCAACCGAUUUGCACCAAGAUAUGAACACGAUCGAUCGCUUCUGCUUCAAGCAAGGGACAGAUGAACAAUUUUGUUUUCUUGUAAUGACAAGGAACUGCUCAUUUUCUUUCCUCCUCCUCCUCCUCCUCCUUUUUUUAAAAUCCAGCUAUUGCAGCUGAGAUAUUUGUUCAAAAAUUGCCAGUAGCUGCUAGAUACUACAGUGGAGUUGGUUUGCUUUGAAAGGAGUCUGUUGCUGGCGACAGGCAUUUACUCCAGCUUCCACAUAACCAGACUAUGAGAAAUGAAUCUACCACUGGCCAUACAGAUACUAUAUGUCCAAUGUUUUCAUCUUACCAGUCUUUCCAUGUUCUCCUCCAUCCCACUUGCCUGAUGCAAUGACAUGCCCACACUACAUAUGCAAAAUACUUCUUUAAUAUAACUUUAUGGGCAUGGAGAUGCAUGCACUAAAAGGACAUGUGUGGGGGGGAUCUGUAGCAAUUUUUAGUGUAUUUUUGUCAUGUAAUUCUGUGUAUUACAUGUGGAUUUAGGGCAGCAUGGCGACUGAGCCUAGGUAUGGUUAAUCUUUGGACUUUCCGACGGUUUGGACUUCAACUCCAAGAGUCCCUAGUCAAUGUGGAUUAUGGAUGUUUUGGUCCAAAACGUUUGGACAGCAUACGGUUGCUCACUCUUGCCUAGUUUGUCUUGCAACAGCCAGUGCCUUAUGUGGUUAUCUUUAUUCCUAAAAAAGCUAAUAUAUUGCAAUUCAGAAGUUGAUUGUCAUAUUCGUAAUUGUAAAUAGAAGUGAUUUGAACACCAGUGACUUAGCUUUUUAAUGAAACAUGAUGGUUUAGAGAAGUGGCUCCCACAGAUGUUGGACUACAACUCCCAUCAUUCUUCUAUGCUAGCCAUGUUGAGGAGAGGGAUGAGUUGCAAAUGAGUUGCAGUCAAAACACUUGGGAGGGUAAAAGUUGGAGACAAAGAUUCAGUUCCCAAACAAGGUGGGCUUCCAGGGAAAGAAUAGUUGGAAAGGGAAGAUGGUGAUUUACACAGUAGCGUUUGAGGCAAAUAUUCACUAUAGGAACCAGGAUGAUAGACUACAUGGUCUGAUCCGAGGCAUUUUUGUGUUCCCAUGAAGCUACCACAUGAAACAGGUUGAGGAACAUCCCAUUGAGAUAAGAAUGAGGAUAUCUCAGGAUAGUUUGCUACCUGAAGAUGAUAAUGAUGGUGAUGAAACUCCUUAAACAGAGCAUCUUUCAUUUAGAGGAUUCAAAUCUGAGGUUGGUGCAAUGGGAGUUCAAUGUAUAGAAAGAACCCAAGAACAGGUCACCCUCCUUUAGUCGAUUUCUUGGCACUUACUAGAUGUUUAUGUGUUUAUGUGAAAUGCAGGUUGUGAAGGAUUUGUGGGAAAUUUAUACUGUAUCACUUUCUUUGUUAAAAAAUUCCACUUUUUAACGAAUGCAUUAUGUUACAUUAAGAAGCGGCUUUCUGAAAUGAUGUGGAUAUUUGGUCUAGAAGAGAUUUCAACUCAAAACAAAACAUUUUGGUGAUAUAAUAAAGAGGGAAUAUAUUU
Messenger RNA from Sceloporus undulatus (fence lizard), 4776 nucleotides. RefSeq names its product multiple C2 and transmembrane domain containing 2 (gene MCTP2). Bases 193 to 2847 code for a protein of 884 amino acids. Gene Ontology annotation, molecular function: calcium ion binding. Gene Ontology annotation, biological process: regulation of neurotransmitter secretion. Gene Ontology annotation, cellular component: synaptic vesicle membrane. The transcript is spliced from 23 exons. Lineage: Eukaryota; Metazoa; Chordata; Lepidosauria; Squamata; Phrynosomatidae. The record is from RefSeq and is a predicted model, not a curated record.